UUGUUUGGGUUAAACUCAUCUGCCAGUAGGUGAAUUCAAGGUGUCUGAGCGGCACAGCAGGAAGUUAAUUUUCUCCACCCACCGGUCUGGACAAGUCAUUUGACUUUGCACUGAAUUGCUACAGUCACCACUCUCCUUCCUGACAGAGGCUUCAGUACUGAUCAGCACAAGGAUUGUGGGCCAGGGGCCAAAAUUCAGGGAUGGAUCCGCUGACAUGGAUUGCUGUUGCCAUCCUCUUGCUGUCCUCAGCUUGCCAGAAUUCGCUUUCGAAAGUGACUGACGGACACUCUUCCAACUCUUCAGACUUAUGUCCUCAUGUCAAUUUCUGCUCAGAGGCCUCCAGAUGUUGUCAGUUUGGAGUGGAUGAAUAUGGUUGGAUUGCUGCAGCUGUCGGGUGGAGUCUCUGGUUCCUCACCCUUAUCCUUCUCUGCAUUGAUAAACUCGUGAAGCUCAGACCUGAUGAACCCAAAUAUUUGGAAGCAUGACACUUUGGCUAAGCUUACAGUUAGU
Molecule: messenger RNA, 510 nt
Organism: Lacerta agilis (Sand lizard)
Lineage: Eukaryota; Metazoa; Chordata; Lepidosauria; Squamata; Lacertidae
Gene: TMEM213
Product: transmembrane protein 213
Exons: 3
Coding region: 201-485 (94 amino acids)
Source: RefSeq, a predicted model, not a curated record